Messenger RNA from Rotaria sordida, 867 nucleotides. Lineage: Eukaryota; Metazoa; Rotifera; Eurotatoria; Philodinida; Philodinidae. The record is from the annotation of a GenBank genome assembly.
AUGACUACUAGUCAACAACUCAACAUCGAAGUCCUAACACCUAGUAUCGGUGCUGUAAUUCACAACUUGGAUUUAUCCCAACCAUUGACCAAGGCUCAAAAAGAUGCAUUAGAACAAGCACUCUACAAAUAUCAUGUGCUUUUCUUUCGUAAUCAAAAUUUAACACCCAUACAACAACGUGAUUUCGCCCGUUUAUUUGGUGAACCACAUGUGCAUCCGAUUUUUUUGCAUACGACCGAAUGUCCGGAAGUAAGUGUAUUGGAAUAUGGUCUAGAUAUCGAUCCGAAUAAAAAACCAGAUUCUGAUAUCUGGCAUACUGAUGCUACAUGGUCAACAAAUCCACCAAUAGUUGGUAUGCUCUAUGCAAAAAUUGUGCCAAAACAAGGUGGUGGUGAUACACUAUGGGCAAAUAUGAUUGAAAUUUACAAAAAAGAAUUAUCAAACGAAAUGAAAGCAAUUCUCAGUACACUCGUAGCCGAACAUUCAUUUGCAUAUGCAUAUCAACCGUUGAUUAAACCGGAUUCUGCUUCUAUGGAGCAAUUCAUGAAAACUAAAGAAACGAAUCCACCAGUCAAACAACCGGUUAUUCGUGAACAUCCACACACCAAAGAAAAAUAUCUAUAUGUUAAUAAGUGUUAUACCACAAAGAUCAGUGAAUUAAAUGAACAAGAAAGUGAUUUACUAUUACAAUAUUUAUUUUCAUUAAUCAAUAAAAGACCAGAAUUUACAUGUCGAUGGAAAUGGAAUGAAAAUGAUGUUUGUUUAUGGGAUGAACGGACAACACAACAUUAUGCAACAGCUGAUUAUUGGCCACAACAUCGAAGAAUGCAUCGAUGUGUAAUGAUGGAAAAUAAAGAUAAAAUUUAG